UGACAUCCUGUGACGCAGACUUUAGCUGUCAACGCCGCAACAAUGUGAGAAAACACAGGCAGUCUCUCUAGCGCAAAGUGGUGUAGUAGCCUCGUUUACCGCACUGCUGGCCCUCACCUCUGGCUGUUUGAAUGAGCUCGAUUCCCCCACAGCUUCAGACAUAAGCUCGACGAAAGCACAUACAACGUAGGCUAAGCUACCGCUGUGACGGCAUUGUGAUUCUUCACGCUAUCGUGUGUAGGCUACACAGACAUGUCUUUUGUCCAAGAAUAUGCCGGCGGAGAGUAUGAGAGGGCCCCCAAGCGUCUGAAAACGGUGGAGGUGGAGGAAGGAGAGGAAUUAGAGGAAGGCGAGGAUGUGGACUCCGGGGGACUCUAUGCAGACGAAGACGAGGAAGAAAGUGGACAGGGCGCUCGGUGGAACGCGUCUCAGUACAGCACAGGAAGAAAGGACAAUGGGGACGGCGUCCACCGCAUCGCCCCGUCUCCCGUGGUGCACGUGCGCGGUCUCUGUGAGUCCGUGGUGGAGGCCGAUCUCAUGGAGGCCCUGGAGAAGUUUGGAAACAUCUGCUAUGUGAUGAUGAUGCCGUUUAAGCGCCAGGCGCUGGUGGAGUUCGAGAGCAUGGACGGCGCUAGUUGCUGCGUGAGCUACGGCGCUAAAGAGGCCGUGACCAUCGCCGGCCAUCAGGCCUUCUUCAACUACUCCACCAGCAAGAGGAUCACCAGACCGACCAACGCAGACGACCCCAACAGCGGAAACAAAGUCCUGCUGCUCUCCAUCCAGAACCCACUCUACCCCAUCACCACAGAUGUCUUGUAUACAGUCUGUAAUCCCAUCGGUAGUGUGCAGCGGAUCGUGAUCUUCAAACGUAACGGGAUCCAGGCCAUGGUGGAGUUCGAGACGGUUCAGAACGCCCAGAAAGCCAAAGCAGCGCUGAACGGAGCCGACAUCUACGCAGGCUGCUGCACCCUGAAAAUCGAAUACGCACGGCCCUCACGCCUCAAUGUCAUCAGAAAUGAUAAUGACAGCUGGGACUACACUAAGCCAUUCCUCAUCCGGAAAGAGCAAGCCAAAGGCAGACAGCGUCAGGCCAUCCUGGGGGAUCAUCCCGCCUCCUAUGGGGACAAGUCGGGUUACGGAUCCCUGCUGCCUCUGCCGUCUAACCAGCGGUUGAGGAGGAACCCCCACGAGCCCCCGGAGGUGGUGUCCUACCCUCCUCUUCUGCAGAGCUCCUCCUACAUGGGACACGCCUCCAGCUCCGUCGCCAUGGUGAGCGGUCUCCACAGCGACAGGAUGAACUGCAACCGCCUCUUCAACCUCCUGUGUCUCUAUGGCAACAUCGAGAAGGUGAAGUUCAUGAAGAGCGUUCCCGGCACGGCGCUGGUGGAGAUGGGUGACGAGUACGCUGUGGACCGCGCCAUCACACACCUCAACAACAUCAAGAUCUUCAGCAAGAGACUCAACGUCUGCGUGUCCAAGCAGCAGGCGGUGAUCCCCAGCCAGGUGUUCGAGCUGCCCGACGGCUCCAGCAGCUAUAAGGACUUCUCCAUGACGCGAAACAACCGCUUCACCAGCGCGGGACAGGCCUCCAAGAACAUCAUCCAGCCGCCAUCUUGUGUACUGCACUUCUACAACGUGCCCAUCCCCAUGACCGAGGACGAGCUGCAGAGGAUGUGCUCAGAACACGAGGUUCCAGGAUUCAUCAAGUUCAAAGCCUUCGAUACAAAACCCAACUCUAAAACGGUCGCUGGUCUUCUGGAGUUUGAGAGCAAGACGGAUGCUGUGGAGGUCUUAACAGUGCUGAACCACUACCAGAUACGCAUACCAAAUGGAUCGAACCCCUACACCUUUAAGCUCUGCUUCUCCACGUCCUCACACCUGUAAGAGGAGGAACAGGAAAGGAGUUCACGUCAUUGAGUAUGUGAGAUGCUCAACACAGAAGGAGUGGAGAUCUGCCUCAGAAUGUCUUUACUCUGCGUAAGCUGUGCUGGGGGGGGCCAUAUGUAUUCACUUUAGUAUUUAGUCGAACCACAUGUGCAACUAUUAUGUUUUUUUAUUUGUUCUUAAUUAUUCAAAGUGUAUACACAUGUGCAUGGUCAGUUACAGUAUAUAUUCAGGGGGCGGGUGGGGAGGGGGGGGGGGUCACAGUAAGUUAAAAAGUCAAUAGGCUCGUUCGUGACGAAGCAGUGCUGCUUUUGCUAGGCAGCGGGCAUGUGCAUUUUGCCAGUUUUAUGCAUUCUGGUUAGAAUUCUAACCACAAUGCAUCAAACUGGUUAAGUGCACAUGCUCGCUGCUUAUCAAAAGCAGCACUGCUUCGUCACGAACGAGACUAUUGCCAAAGUGUUGAUUCUGAUGCAUCUGCAGCAAUAUUUUAAAGGGUUGACUUCCAAGACUUGA
Engraulis encrasicolus (European anchovy) is the source of this 2397-nucleotide messenger RNA. RefSeq names its product heterogeneous nuclear ribonucleoprotein L-like. NCBI's taxonomy places the organism in Eukaryota, Metazoa, Chordata, Actinopteri, Clupeiformes, Engraulidae. The transcript has 13 exons. The record is from RefSeq and is a predicted model, not a curated record. Gene Ontology annotation, molecular function: mRNA binding. The coding region runs from base 253 to 1884 and encodes 543 amino acids. Gene Ontology annotation, biological process: regulation of RNA splicing; mRNA processing. Gene Ontology annotation, cellular component: nucleus.